AUAUAUAGUUUUACUUUACAUUUUUGUAUAUUCUUUCCAUGUAUGUAUCUUUCCUUGAAUGUAAUCGGGCUUGGCCCAACGUAGCCUAGUUAACUUACUUGUAUUUAUACGACGUGAAUACUCAAUGGAAAGGGCAUUCAACGUUUUACAAAUUUCUACAUGGUAUCGGAGCAGGUCCGGUCCGGGUUCGAUUGUUCCUGGUUGUUUGGAUGUGGGUUUAGCAAAAAUGAGCUACCCAUCUGUGGUUUGGGCUGAGUUGGCUAAAAAGAGAUUGAGAUGCCACUGCCUGUUGUGUGGGCUAGCUAUAAGAGAUUGAGAUGCUAGACCCGUUUGUCUAAGUGCUAACUAGGCCAGGCUAGUUACCACUUGCGGGGGAGUGUUGGAGUUCCCACAUCGGAAAAUAAAGAUGAGUAUCACUUGCAUAUAUUGAAGGAUGAAGCCCUACCUAUCAGCUUAAGCUUUUGGGUUAGAAUUGUGGAUCCCGACUUUAUAUGCAAGUGGUUAAUUUUACCCGACACUCUAUCCGUUGUUCUCGGCCCGCCGGAAUUUCUACAUGGUAUCGGAGCCAAUUUUCCUGGAUUCGUUUAAACCCUAAGCUCGGUUUUUCCUUCGUGCCGUCGCCGGCACUGCUUCGACCAGCUCACGACGGUCACUGAUCGGCUCACGUCGAUCUCCACCACGACACCGACUCACGUCGGACACAUCACCGGUGCCUCACGUCACCAUGGCAGCCGAAACACCAAAGAAGGUACGGCUCAUCCACGAUCCAACGUCACCCUAUUACAUUCAUCCGUCGGAAAGCGCGGGUAAUUCUCUGACAAAACAUCUCCUUAAGGGUGAUAAUUAUGAUGUUUGGGAGAAAACUAUUGUGAACGCUCUGGAGGGGCGAAGUCGUACAGGGUUUUUGAUUCCUUCCGGGUUUCCAAAGCCUACUGAUGAACAGGAACUUGCGGCAUGGAAAGCCAAUAAUUCCAUCAUCUGUUCUUGGAUAUGUAACAGCGUUGAUGAACAUAUUCAACCGUCAAUUAUUUCUCAUAAGGUUGCUCAUGAAUUGUGGUUGGAUUUGAAGACUCGGUAUGGGGGAUCCAAUGGUCCUCGUGUGCAUCCAUUAAAAUCCGAGUUCCAAUCUCUGCGUCAAAAAGGUCAAACUGUGGUUGGUUAUUAUAACCAGUUUGUGACUUUGUGGAACAAAUUAUAUGGUUCUGUUGAUCCCACCUGCGGUUGUCGCUGUGAAGCCGCGGCCUUGAUCCGUGCUCGGGAAGAGCAGGAGAAAACUCAUCAUUUUUUACUUAGUCUAGAUGAUGAACAGUUUGGUCACAUCCGUUCUCAGAUCAUAGCUACCGAACCUGUUCCGGAUAUACACCGGGCGUAUGCUUUGAUUGUCCAAGAAGAACGGCACAAGAGUAUCGUCCGUGGUCGGGAUGACCGCACGGACGCGGUGGCCUUUGCCAUGCAGCGCCCCACACUUCCCGCGGGUCGUGGUGAUCCGCCUCAUUAUUCGUGUACUCACUGCGGGAAGGACGGGCAUUCGGUGGAUAGAUGUUAUGAAAUACAUGGGUACCCUCGGGGAAGGGCCGGGGUCGUGGCAGCACACCCAGCCGAGGAGGACGGAGUGGCGGCCGUGGCACUACCGGCGGCAAUGGAGCUCCUGGCCGUGGGUCUGGCACGGCGACAGGGGGAGCACACUCGGCGACGAAUUCCAACACCCUCGGCCUCACACCCGAUCAAAUGACGCGCCUGCUUUCAAUGCUUGAUACUUCUUCAUCUGAAAAGGUUUCUGGCCCUAGCGGGGAUUCUUCUUCUCGUGAGUGGCAUAUUGAUAGCGGCGCUUCUAAUCACAUGACCGGUAAUAUCUCAUAUUUGUCUAAUGUGGUUUCUAUGAGCCCUUGCUCAUCAUGCUACCCAAUGGUACGCGCACUACUGCCACUCGAUGUGGCCACGUGCGACUCUCGGCCGAGGUGGUUCUUCGGGACGUUUUGCUCGUUCCUCAUUUACAGUGCAAUCUUAUUUCUGUUGGGUGUCUUAUUCGGGAUGCAUCCUGUUUUGUAAUUUUUAACGACAAUUGUUGUGUGAUACAGGAUUGUGCAACGAAGAUGGAGAUUGGACGGGGUGAUGCAUGCAACAGAAUCUUCCUGUUUCGUCCUUCUUCUACCGCGGCUGUGACCCAAGUGGACCCCAUUCUUCUUCACAAACGCUUGGGUCACCCGUCUACUCAAGUUUUGUCGUCUCUUAUUCCUUCUCCUAGUAGUAAUAAAAUUAAACUGUUGCA
Molecule: messenger RNA, 2269 nt
Organism: Cuscuta campestris
Lineage: Eukaryota; Viridiplantae; Streptophyta; Magnoliopsida; Solanales; Convolvulaceae
Source: the annotation of a GenBank genome assembly